Messenger RNA from Rhopilema esculentum, 2353 nucleotides. RefSeq lists its product as uncharacterized. The record is from RefSeq and is a predicted model, not a curated record. NCBI's taxonomy places the organism in Eukaryota, Metazoa, Cnidaria, Scyphozoa, Rhizostomeae, Rhizostomatidae.
GCUUAGCGUGAUUGAAGUCAUUUCAGUAUACAGGUAGCCUGCAAGAAGGCCCAGUAUUCUGAGGAAGAAAGAUAUAUUAACUAUAUUCUGUGAUGAAUUCUGACAAGUUAUACGGUUCCAGAAAAAACAAUGCAUUAUCCAAAUGUGUACGUCCUUCUUUUGAUUUUAGGGCUGGCAUUGCUCCUACAACGUGCUGGGUCAUGGAUUUUACGUCUGCCAUGCAAAGAAGAGGGAGUGUUUGACGUUGCAUCUCCAGGCUACGCACUUUAUAAUCGAUUGCUUUCAACAUUGACCGCUUCAAGUUUAGAAGAUUGUUUUGAAAAUUGCAGAAUUACUAAAAGAUGUAAGUCUGUAAAUUUCAAAGAAUCUGGUGAAGGUAACUGCGAGCUGAAUACUCAAACAAAAGGGAAUGGUAACCUGGUAGAUUUCAAGACCAAAGAUAGCUGGACCUAUUAUGCUACAAAUUACAACAAGAAAAAUAUUGGCUCUUACUGCGAGUUAUUCAAGCCUUGCAGGCAGUCAGAGUACUGCAUUGACACGUGCUCGUGCCCAGGCUUUAGGUGCUCCGAUUGCAGCGAUAAAUACAAACUGAAUGAUGAAUUGCAAUGCGUUGUGAAUAUAGCAUUAAACAAGCCAGCGUUACUAUCGACACAAUAUGAUCAGUACACACCCGCAACCAACGCAGUUGAUGGUAGCUUAGAAGCGGUGCACAGAACCUGUGCCAUUACAAAACAUCAGAGUUUUCCUCCAUGGUUUCGUGUUGAUCUUCAACAGACACUUCCUGUUCGAUCAGUUGCUUUGCAAAACAGGAGGGACUGCUGCUGGCAUCGGAUGAACCCUUUUGAUGUUCGCGUCGGCAUGAGUCUGGAGAAUGAUGGUAGAGUGAAUCCUAAAUGUGUUGAUGGGGCCAGUUUUAUCCACGGAAACCAAUACCUCAGUUUGGAAUGUCCUUCGAUAAUGUACGGCCGUUAUGUCAUUGUGUUGGCUGAGUCUUCAACGAUAAUAGAGCUUUGCGAGCUAGAGGUUUAUUCAUAAGAACAAAUUUGUUUGUAUUAUGUAGACACUAACAAACGAUUGUAAUUCGAUUACAAAUUUUGCACAUAUGGUGUGGUGUGGCGGAUGCUUUCGGUGCCUAUCUGAAAAAGAUAGGGGUUAUGGUAAUUGAAUUCUUAACGACACACAAGACUCAGAAUUCAUGUAAUGUUAUAUAUCUAUUUAAAAAAAGGAUCAUACUAUCAGACCUGACCGUAAUUUAUUUAAAGCAUUUUAAAAUUUAGCCUAUUAAAUAUUUAGAUUAUUGUCUUUUGUAAUGCAGCCAGGUAUAAAAUGAUGGUUUAGUUGUAUUUUUCAAAGGGUAAGAUGGACGCCCAUAAUCCUAUGCAUCUAUAAGAUCAUUCAAUUGAAAAAUGUCUGAGUUAAACAGUAACAAUUCUUCUAAAAAUAAUACAAUACACAACCAGACACAUCCUGACUUUCCCUUUUGCUACCCAAGCAAUCUUAGAUACCUUAUUACAAGAAUUUAUUUUCUAUAACACUUAUUUCUUUUUUAAAAACUCUUAACAUGUCAAAUAUUCUUAAAAAUAAUUAUGCAAAUGUUUAAAAUUCUUAAAUAUCAUAAAGAACAAAUAUUUUUAAUGUGACGUUUUACUUUAUAUCUUGUCAGAAAAGUUGCCAUCUUAGCUUCUGUAUCCCAGUUUUUCCAAAGUUUCGAAUUUCUAAACAAAAUGACUUCCCCCUAUUGAAUGGAAUUUUCUUUGGCGGCUUAGCACAGUGUUUCUUUAGUUGAAAUUACGAAGCAAUAUUACGUUGAAAGUUUGAUAGUAGCUCAAAAUUAUUCAAUUCACCUUAAUUUCAUAGUUAAUUUGUAUCGUUAGCUGAACGAUUAAAGCUUCAACAUUAAUAAGACCAUUUAUGAAUUAUGCUGCUUUUCUGCAAAAACUUUUGGCUUUGAUUAGUUCAACUAUGCUGUAAUUAUGUUGCAAAGUACAUAAAAAGCGUUUUAUAUUCAAUCUAUUCUGUGAUUCAAUUGACAAGUUGAAAGUGAAUAGGCUGCUACGAAGGGUCAUUUUAUUGAAGAUUCCAUUUCUUAGUUUUUUAGUAAUAAUCUACCUAGUUCAACAUCAUUACUCUCCUUCUAUUUACUUGCUGAUGGUGCAAACAUUUACUCUGAAACUCAAAGUCUUAAAAAGUUAAAAAUGGCUAACUGUCAACAAGUUGGCACUAACCAUUGACAAAACUAAUUUAAUGACAUUUGCAACAUUCAUUCUCAGAAACUGUAAACAUCACAAUAGGAAAGGAACUGAUAAAGGCCCUAGGCCCUAUUCGCACUGCAAAUAUGAUAAUGUUUGUCAAA